This is a messenger RNA of Mesocestoides corti, 852 nucleotides long. The record is from the annotation of a GenBank genome assembly. Lineage: Eukaryota; Metazoa; Platyhelminthes; Cestoda; Cyclophyllidea; Mesocestoididae.
AUGGGUGGCGUUGCCAACGAUACUGAUCAUCGGUCUUCGCACCUACAUGCAUUUUUGCUGCCCCGGGCAUCUGCACCAGAAUCGAUUCGAAAGUGCUCCGACAAUCCCCCCUCCCCGUGUACAGUUAGCUUCUCCCAGCCACCCGAAAACACAUCUACCUUUAGGGUUUGGGUGCAGCAAACAACGAAGGCCCAGCCGUUGCCCCCAAAGAAACUCCUUCUUUCCUCUUCCUCCUCCUCCCCUCUACCGCCCUUUUCGCGUCAUCGUGACGGCGUUUCGCCACUGGAGCCCAACAGUAAUCAGUCGUUACCGACGGCUACUCGCGUAGACAGCGUGGUGGGCGGUAACGGUGGUGUGAUGAACGUGGAAGACGCCUUUCUCAAUCGUUCCUCUGUCCUCUUUGUCGCCGUCUCCUUCAUCCUCCUCAUGUUCAUCAGUCUGGCCUGGCUCGUGUUCUACUACGUUCAGCGUUUCCGAUAUCUGCACAGUAAGGAGCGAGCCUCGCGUCGCCUAGCUGAACUAGCGCGCAAGGCCGUCGCAAGAAUUCCCUUAAAACUGCUCCAAGCCGGCGACAAGGUGCGUUGUCUGCCUCCCUCUCUCGCUCUCUUCUCAGCAAAAAAACCCAGGCCAAUCACGCUUGUUCCAUCUGUCUUUGUUUUGAUAGCAGACGUGUCUUCCUUUCAGGAAAUCGGCAUCAACGGAGAACACUGUGCUAUCUGCAUUGAACCCUAUCGACCCUUCGACAACAUCCGAAUCCUGCCUUGCAGGCAAGUUCUCUUUCCACUUCCGUCUUCGUAUGUGGAACUACCCGUGGAUGGUAUUGCUGUAAUCCAACUUUACUGCGCUCCCUAG